AUGGCUUUCUCGGUUAAAGGACGGUCAGCCAUUGUAACUGGUGCUGGUUCAGGAAUCAACCUGAGUUUUGCCCGUCUCCUGCUGGAAAACGGUUGCAAUGUCCUCAUUGCGGACUUGGGUCUCCGUCCCGAGGCUCAGGUAAUUGUCGAUAAGCACUCGGGCAAGGAUGACACCUCCCGAGCGGUCUUCCAACAGACGGAUGUCACCGACUGGCAGCAGCUUGAGCGGAUGUUUGAAGUUGCAGAGCGAGAAUUCGGAGAGAUUGACCUCGUGUGUCCGGGGGCUGGUAUCUACGAACCGCACUGGACCAACUUUUGGCGGCCUCCUGGAACUCAGGCCAGUAAGGACUCUCCAGCAGGUGGCCGGUACGGCCUGAUCGAUAUCAACCUUACACACCCGAUCCGUGUCACCCAACUCGCCAUUUCUCACUUCCUGCGCAAUCGCGACUCCCAGAAGUCCAAACACAUUGUCCAUAUCUCCAGUAUUGCCGGGCAAAAUGCAUCCUUCGCUGCGCCGGUUUACUCGGCCACCAAACACGGUAUCAGCGGAUUCGUGCGCUCCAUGGCCAAACUGGACGAACUCUUCGGGAUUCGUGUCACGGGUGUGGCACCGGGCGUUAUCAAGACACCAUUGUGGACGGACCAUCCGGAGAAGUUGAAGAUGAUCGACGGGGCGGACACCUGGGUCACCGCCGAUGAGGUGGCCGAGGUGAUGCUGGCACUGGUGCAACAGGACAAGGUCGGCGAAAUUAUUGGCGACAAAUCCGGUCAGGGACAACAGUUCGAGGUCAAGGGUGGAACUAUUCUGGAAGUGUCUAAGACUGUGCGCGCUGUCAACCCAUACAACGACCCGGGCCCUGGAAAGCGCGCCGGAAACACCGCAUCGGACACGAGGACCGUGGAAGAAGAGUCGAUUGCACUACCGCGGAGAAAAGUCGCUGGUUAUCAGGGCCAGGCCAGUUGGGCUAGCAGUGUGAUCAACUUGGUCAACACAAUUAUCGGCGCCGGUGUUCUGGCGAUGCCCCUCGCCAUCUCCCACAUGGGAAUUGUUCUCGGUGUCCUCGUUGUUGUAUGGUCCGGUAUAACGGCUGGAUUCGGUUUAUAUCUGCAGUCGCGUUGUGCUCAAUACUUGGAAAGAGGGUCUGCGUCGUUCUUUGCUCUAUCGCAAAUCACCUAUCCCAACGCUUCCGUCGUCUUCGAUGCCGCUAUCGCGAUAAAGUGCUUUGGUGUUGGAGUGAGCUACUUGAUCAUCAUCGGAGAUUUAAUGCCGGCAGUCAUUCAGGGCUUCAUUGGUGGUGAACCGGACUAUGACUUCCUAGUGGAUAGGCAUUUUUGGGUAACAGCUUUCAUGCUGAUCAUUAUUCCUCUCUCCUACCUUCGACGUCUGGAUUCCCUAAAAUAUACCAGCUUCGCAGCGUUGGCGUGCAUUGGCUAUUUAGUGAUAUUGGUUCUCUACCACUUCAUCAAGGGCGAUACGAUGGCUGAUCGCGGUCCGAUCCGUGUCAUUCAAUGGGCAGGUGCUGUUCCUACGCUAAGCAGUCUCCCUGUCACUAUUUUUGCGUUUACAUGCCACCAAAACAUGUUCUCCAUUCUCAACGAAAUCCGCGACAACAGCCAUUUCAAUACCACGAGCGUCGUCUUUGCUAGUAUUGGAGGCGCUGCUUCAACUUAUAUCCUGGUAGCCAUUACUGGAUACCUCUCGUUUGGAAACGGCGUGAGCGGGAACAUCAUCGGAAUGUACCCUCCUGGGCUCUGGGCCACCAUUGGACGUGCUGCCAUCGUCAUCCUCGUCAUGUUCUCGUAUCCUCUUCAGUGUCACCCAUGCCGGGCCUCUGUCGACGCAGUACUGCGCUGGAGACCGAAGGCCUCGAACGGAAAUGAGAACUCCCCUCACCGUCAUCCUCUCUUGGGCUCAAGGGGCAGCCGCUCACCAGAAGCUAUGAGCGAUUUGCGUUUCUCAGUGAUCACAACAUCAAUUCUUAUCGUGAGCUACGUUGCUGCUAUGACUGUCUCGUCACUUGAGGCCGUGCUUGCCUACGUUGGUAGCACAGGUAGCACUAGCAUCAGUUUCAUCCUCCCGGGUCUCUUCUAUUACAGAAUCUCCUCCCCCGACUCGCCAUCCCACCAACGACUCAUGAAGGAAGAUGACGAAGUGGGUGAUGAUGAUGAAGUCGCAUCUACUGAAGCAGACGACGGUAGCGACGAUAACGAUCAGCAGGCCCAGGAGAAUGUGCCCAGUGACGGCGGCAUCGUUCGUCAUGGUCGACGUCAGUGGCGUAGGAACUUGCUUCGCAGACUAAGCCUUGCUCUGGCUAUCUAUGGUGCCUGUGUUAUGAUUGUGUCGCUGGUUACAAAUUCCUUGUUCGUUGCUUCGAAUUAG
Messenger RNA from Aspergillus ruber CBS 135680, 2379 nucleotides. RefSeq lists its product as uncharacterized. The record is from RefSeq and is a predicted model, not a curated record. The transcript is spliced from 7 exons. Gene Ontology annotation, biological process: amino acid transmembrane transport. NCBI's taxonomy places the organism in Eukaryota, Fungi, Ascomycota, Eurotiomycetes, Eurotiales, Aspergillaceae. The coding region runs from base 1 to 2379 and encodes 792 amino acids. Gene Ontology annotation, molecular function: L-histidine transmembrane transporter activity; L-serine transmembrane transporter activity; L-arginine transmembrane transporter activity. Gene Ontology annotation, cellular component: fungal-type vacuole membrane.